Molecule: messenger RNA, 963 nt
Organism: Leptinotarsa decemlineata (Colorado potato beetle)
Lineage: Eukaryota; Metazoa; Arthropoda; Insecta; Coleoptera; Chrysomelidae
Gene: Cib2
Product: Calcium and integrin binding family member 2
Source: RefSeq, a predicted model, not a curated record
UAGUGAAAUAACAGCAUUCAUCUUUAUUCGAUGUUAAGAACAAUUAUAAUAAACACACACGAUCGAUAUGGAGUUUGAUAAAUUAGUAUUUGCCGCGCCUAGGUUUCUAUGACAACGAGGGUGGUGUGGCGGUUUAUUCAAGGAAAAACAUUUUUUAAUUCAUCAUGAACCACAAUGGGAAACAAGUUAGUGACGUUUACAGACCAGCAGAUAGAAAAUUAUCAGGACUGUACUUUUUUCACGAGAAAAGAAAUCGUGCGAGUAUUUAAGCGGUUUCGAGAAGUACGGCCAGAUUUGGUGCCUAAACGAAUGAAGCAUAACGAAGCCUAUAGCGUACGCAUUCCACUUGAGGACAGUAUAGAAAAAAUAACAGAGUUACAUGAAAAUCCAUUCAAAAAACGAAUAUGCGAAGUAUUCUCACGAGAUGGAAAAGGCAAUUUGUCCUUCGAGGAUUUCUUAGAUUUGCUAUCAGUUUUCAGCGAACAGGCACCCAGAGACAUAAAAGUUUUUUAUGCUUUUCGGAUUUAUGAUUUCGAUAGUGACCAACAUAUUGGUCCAGAAGAUUUGGAUCAAGCUUUGCAACUACUUACGAAACACACACAAGAAUUGACUCCGGAAGAUAGGCAGCAAAUUGUUGAAAAAGUUAUUGAAGAAGCAGAUGUAGAUGGAGAUGGAAAACUCUCUUACAUGGAGUUUGAACAUGUCAUCACAAGAGCACCAGAAUUUUUGUCAACUUUUCAUAUAAGAAUUUAGGUUCAACUGCAUGUGCAUAUUUUAAGAAUAAUUUGUAAAAGAGUUACGUCAGAGAUACUCAUAGAUAACAAGCUGGUAAAACCUGUUGUGUCUGUAUAUAGUUAAGAAAGUAAAUAAUACACUUUCAUCCAUUCUCUAUGUAAUUGUCUUGACUUAAUGCAUUGUACUCAAUUCAAAAAUUUAAUAAAAUUGUAUUGAUCUGACCAAGCA